GUCUAUUCUAUGAAGCAAAGGCGAAAAUGGAGGCGAGUUAGGAAGGCCCCUCAGGCCCCUCAGGUCACUGAGAUGGAUGAGGUUCCGCGGCCUGAUUGGGAUUCAUUUGAAACCAUUCUCUCCAAUUUCAUGGAGAAUCCAGAAGAGGCAGGCUUCAUCUUCAGUAUAAUGAUACAGGUGGAUCCAGACUCCGUGGUUCUUAAGAUUGCUAACAGUCUUGGCACUGUCCAUAACACUGAUCAGUCGCGUGAGUUUAAUGUUGCCCUUCUGACAAGGUUACUUACUAACCAGGACUUAGGUACUAAUUGGAACAAUCUGUCUGUGUCAAGUCAAUCCACUCUUAAGUGUGUUCUCCUCGAUCGUAUCAUGCUUGAAGAGUCAAAAGCGAUCAUCACUAGGCUCUGUGACAUUGUUUCCGAUUUAGCUGUUUCACUUCUCCCAGAUAACAACUGGCCUGAAUUACUACCAUUCUUACACAAAUGUCUCACGGAUUCUACUUCAAACAGUUGCUCAAGACUGUCUGCUUUCUUGCUAUAUGCGCAACUAGCUGACAAAACUGGCGAAACAGUAGUUGGUUGCGUGAAAGAUUUGCACUCGUUAUUCCUUAAUACACUGAAUAAUGAUGAUACGCUCAAUGAUCUUGAUGUGAGGAUCACUGCCACGAUGGCUGUGAUCAGAUUC
Capsicum annuum is the source of this 681-nucleotide messenger RNA. Its product is annotated as probable importin-5 homolog. Gene Ontology annotation, cellular component: nucleus; cytoplasm. Lineage: Eukaryota; Viridiplantae; Streptophyta; Magnoliopsida; Solanales; Solanaceae. Gene Ontology annotation, biological process: protein import into nucleus. The record is from RefSeq and is a predicted model, not a curated record. Gene Ontology annotation, molecular function: nuclear import signal receptor activity.